Molecule: messenger RNA, 949 nt
Organism: Rhodamnia argentea
Lineage: Eukaryota; Viridiplantae; Streptophyta; Magnoliopsida; Myrtales; Myrtaceae
Product: serine/threonine-protein kinase/endoribonuclease IRE1b-like
Exons: 3
Coding region: 17-949 (310 amino acids)
Biological process (GO): IRE1-mediated unfolded protein response; intrinsic apoptotic signaling pathway in response to endoplasmic reticulum stress; protein phosphorylation
Cellular component (GO): IRE1-TRAF2-ASK1 complex
Molecular function (GO): protein serine/threonine kinase activity; RNA endonuclease activity; ATP binding
Source: RefSeq, a predicted model, not a curated record
GGAACUUGCCCAAGACAUGGGCCGUCUCAUUUACGAAGCUAUGGAUAGGUCACGUGGCAGUGAUUUAGGUGAUGGAAGCGAUGAUGAGGUCUUUGUCCGGGAUGUGUUGAGAAUCUCAGACUUAAAAGAGAUUGGAAAAGGACAGAGUGGGAGCACGGUUUAUUUGGGUAACCGUGAUGGUUCUUGCGUUUCUGUGAAAAGAUUUCUGAAAGAACACGUGAAGGUAGACAAUCAGAUUAUAGAUUUGUUAUUCAACAAGCCGCACCCAAAUGUGGUAUGUCCUCGCAGCGAUGGAAUACAAUACGACAGCCAAUUUGGCUACAUUGUGCAAGACUUAUGUCAUUUCAGUUUGGCGGAUCUGGUUGAUGCAUUAAGCCUUUCUUCUAAUUUCAAGAUCUCUGUUGGUGAUGCACAAUCGGUGAUUGAUUACCAAAUGAAGCAGAUCGCUCUUAGGGAUAGAAUGCAGCAGAGGGGCAUUGAGUUUUGGGCUCCUAAUACCGAUUGUUAUCCGUCAAACACGAUGCUGAAACUUAUGAGAGACAUCGCAAUAGGAUUGCAUUAUUUGCACACACAUGGUAUAGUGCAUGGAGAUUUGAGAGCUGAAACCGUAUUGAUUGUUGAUGAUGAUGAUGGAGUUCUAUCUGCCAAAAUAUCUGAUGUUGGGAUUACUACAGUACUUCAAGUUUCUAGUCGUGCAACAGCUCCGGAACUUUGUGAUGCUGGUCGGCCUCCAACUCUACAAUCUGACAUUUUCUGCUUAGGUUGUAUUUUGUACUUCUGUCUCAGUGGUGGACGUCAUCCAUAUGGCGACUUUAUUGUGCGUAAGUCCAGAAUCAAGAAGAACAAGCAGAAGAAAGACGACCCGACUUUGGCGUCUUUGAUGAAGAAGAACGUAGAAGCUUGCGAACUUUUCAAUAAUUUGCUAAGCUCGAGUCCACAUUCGAGGUGA